AUGUCCGGCAUUGGUACAAGAACAGUGUCUGGUGGCAGCAGUGCCGGUGAAGAAGCGUCAAAAGCGGCUCGAGUUGACAACCAACGGGAAAGUUCACACGCUUCACUCAAUCAUACAACUCAUCGGCUGAGUCUGCAUUCGGCCGGAGCUUCUGCCUCGCUGCGACCCCCGCACGGAAGCGGUUGGAUUCGAAAUCAUACCACCACACUCUACUCCACUUCACACACCUCCCCAUAUCGCUACACACUUUGGUCAAUGUGGAGCGGUUGCCCUCGCUUUUUCUGUGAGUAG
Messenger RNA from Protopolystoma xenopodis, 291 nucleotides. Lineage: Eukaryota; Metazoa; Platyhelminthes; Monogenea; Polystomatidea; Polystomatidae. The record is from the annotation of a GenBank genome assembly.